UUUCUGAAAUGCCACCCAACGUUCAACGUCUUCUUCCUGUCGAGGAAAGUCCACAAACAAGCAUUAUAGAUAAACCAGGAGAGGAGAAUAUGGAAACUAAGUGUCCAAGCCAAGAAGAAGGCCAGCAAAUUGACACGAGGACUAAAGUAGCAGUAAUCAGAGAGAAUAUGAAAAAAAUGAUAUUAAAUGGCUUCAGCAUGGCAAACUUACAUCACAUUACUUUACAAAUCUUGUAUGUGUGUUGUAAGUUGAAUAUGAAGUUUGAAAAACAUGAUUUUACUGAUCUCAUCAUUAAAAAUGGAGAAAGCAAUCUACCUAUCAUCCAAAAUUUUUUGUUAUACCUUCAAAAUCUUUGUAAUGAUCUGCUAAAAGCAACAGCUAGUACCAAACUGCAGAUAAUUCCCAAAAGAUGUUAUGAUGAUAUUAAAAAAGUGAAAGGUGCUGAUCAUAUUCUAAAAAAGAUUGGAUUCACCCCAGAUUCCUCCAAUGGAGCUAAAAUAUCGAAAAGUAUGAUUGCAGACAAGGCAGCACUCAUAUCAUGGAUUAUAGAUCUUGCUAUUGCACAGUGUGAACUGAUAAAUUAUAUGAAAGACAAACAUCCAUAUCCUGGCUUUAUAAAGAAACUCCUGGAAGAAUCUGAAGUGGAGCAAGGAUGUAGCAUUUGUGGACAACCAAAGCCCAAUAUGAUUUGUUCAUCUUGUGAAGAUAAACAAUUGUGCACUAGUUGUGAUGGUACCUGGCACUCACAUCCAAAGCGUGUUGACCAUAUACGUUCUCUAAUAAAAGAUACUUCUCCACCGAGUUUACUGUCUGGAAUUUCAAGUUUACAUCAGUCUGCAGAUCCAUAUAUCUCACAGAAACAAUAUCAAGAUGCUUUGGAUAUGGAUCCGAAGAAACUUGAACGUAUUUUACAAGACCUGAGUAAUACACUCGAGAGUAUGGAAUGUGACGAAAAUUUUAAUGCCAAAAAAAUUGAAUUGACACGCAAACGUACUGUUUUUACGAAUGUCUAUAUAAAGAAAGUUGAUAAAGAACUACAAAAAUUAAGUCAACAUAUUGAUAAUGUGGAUCGACACAUUCAAACUCUUGUAUUAGACGACAGGGAUUUUUAUGAACGAGAUGAAUAUGUAGCCCUUACUCAAGACAAACAGUUUAUCCAACAAAAAAUAUCUGAGUAUAGGGAAAAACAAAAAUAUUAUAUGCUUUUACCAUACAAGGAUGGUAAAUUAUUUCCCAGUCAUGCAUUAAGUCAGCAAGAAUAUGGUUAUAUGUCUGAUUCUCAAUUCAAUCGAGAUAACCACAGAUGUAAAGAUUCUUCAGUAAUGCUUUCUUCAAGUUAUGGUAAUUGGGAAAAAUCUCCAGUGCAUAAACCUCCAAUGGUGCUCAGUGAUAAUUAUCUUGAAUUCCAAGACAUAAAUUUCUCUGUGCCACCUGAAUCUAGUCAGCUAGAUGAACUUGCACACUUAAUAGGAAAAUCUCCACAGAAAACACCGCCUUUAACAACACUUUUCUCAAGUUUUGGUGGUAUUCCUGAUGAUGAUAGUGGAAUAAUUUAUUGGAAAUGUUCUACAUGUGGCCAUAAAAAUUCUCCAGACAGGGAAAAAUGUUUUAAUUGUGACAAGUGGAAAGAAUGCAAAACUAGAAAAGACACACCUUCUUUUACUGAAGCAAAUGAAAAUAUGUCUACAACUUUCCAAACGGUUGCUGCUGAACAAGAUCAAAUUUUGUUAGAGAAAAAAAUAGCUCAACAACAAUACAGAAACUCUCUUCAAAUGUUGUCUGAAGGCAACAACCCUUUUGAUUAUGAAUCUGCAAUAGAACCUACAUCUCCAUGCAGAACAGUGAAUCAACCAUGUAUCAAUUUAGAAGAUGAUAGAAAAAACCUGAGCUUUAACAAAGUUGACAUGGCCACAGCAUCUCCUGAUGGUCCGGAUAAAAUUGAAAGGGUUAAAGUUUCAUCUGAAGAUCUGUCUCAAACCGGUGGGAUGAAAGCUUUGCCUGAAGAUCUGCAUAAAAUUGACGAGAAAAGGAGUCGAAUUGAGAUGGUAGUUGAAGCUGGAGAAAUUGUCAAACAGUUACGGCUUGCUGAACAACAAGGGAUUGAUGUUGAUACAAUGGUGAUAGCACUUGAGAAUGUAGAUGAUUCAGUUACUCCAAUGGAAUGGAUCCAGACCCAAUGGCCAGAUUAUAUCACAACUGCUACAGCCUUGAUUCUUAACCGAAUUGGAGUCCAGUUUCAUAAAGAAGAAGUAACCUGUGCCUUGAAGAAGCAUAAAGGCAAUGUAGAUAAAGCUGUCGAAGAAUGUACUCAUUCUUAUCAAAAAAAGCUUAAAAAGUCGCAAGAAUUUGGCAAUUUCUCUGAAGAAGAUUUCAAACAAGCUUUUCAGAAACAUAGUGGAGAUGUUGAUCUAAUACUCCAAGAGUUAUUUACACCUAGUUUAGAUGAAUACGAGAAAAGAAUUUGGGCUAUAAAUGAGCCUCUCAAUCGAUCGUUAUCAGCUGACUUAAUUAACCUUUUAAAAGACAAUCAAAUAGAUGUCCAAAGACGUGUUAGGGCAGCCUAUUCUGAAAUUGCAUUCAAAGGUUGGCGCCGAGCUGAAUAUGUUGUAGGUAUUAUUGACAAAAGUCUCCAAACUCUUGAGAACUGUGAUAUUGCUGAUAUUGUUGAAAUAGUGCAGAAUACAACUAGUAUGGACCUUGCUUUGAAACAGUUGAAAAUUGAAUGCAAAAUCUGCUUCAAUUCUCACCCCCAAACCAAAAUUAUGACACUUUGUUCGUGUGAUUGUAAAUUUUGUAUUGGAUGUUUCCAACAAUAUUUUGAGCUGAAGAUAAAUAAUGAACCUGUUGUUACUUGGACUUGUCCUAUAUGUGGCUUACCUGAACUUAGUGAAUCUGACACAGUUCGUAAUUAUUUCAACAUUUUAGGCCUCCAGAUUAAACAAAAUAAUUUUAGUCAAAAGACUAAUAUUUUGUAUGAGACCAAACUACGUGAUUGGCACUUACAGAGGGAUCCUAACUUCCGCUGGUGUCAGCAGUGUGGUGGUGGUUUUCUGUUUGAUGGAAAAGGACUGAAGAUGAGUUGUCCAUUUUGUAACAGAGCGAUGUGUUUUAAAUGUGAGAAAGUGUGGGGUGAUCAGCACCAGAAUCUAAGUUGUGAAAAAUACAAUGAAUGGUUGAUUAAUAAUCAUCCAGAAAAUCAAGCACAAGGUCUUGAAAUGAUACUCAAAAAGAAUGGAAUUAUCUGUCCACUGUGUAAAUAUGUUUACUUCCUAAGUAAAGGUGGUUGUAUUCAUUUUACCUGCAAAGAAUGCCGACAUCAGUUUUGUUCUGGCUGCCAGAAAAGAUUUUACUCAAAAGAUGAAUGCAAAAAAUUCAAAAGCUGUUGCACAAAAGGUAUCCAUGCCCAUCAUCCAAGAAACUGUCUAUAUUACCUGCGAGACAACCACAUUCAAGAGCUUCAGAAAUUACUUCAGAUGAGUCAUGUAAAUUUUGACACAGAAUCUAAAGAACAAGUCGAUGUGUGUCCUGUGAUUGAACAGAAAGAAAUCUCGUCUGAUACUUUCAAAGAUGCCAAAUGUGGUAAAUGUGUUUCACCGAAUAACGCUGGUUUUUGCACGGACCAUUACAAGGAAUAUUUAAUAACGUUGAUCAAUGAAAACAAAGUCGACCCUAUUGAGUUGUUCACAAAACAGAACAUUAUACAAGUUCUUUCUCGCUAUGACAAAACUGCCCCAGACCAAGGCAAUCAGUCAGAAAGUGAAUAUAUCAACACUCUCAAAAAGUUGCUGCAGCAAGUUGAACCAAUUUUGAAAUGAAAGCCUGACUGAUAGUUUUAUUUUUGUUAACAUGAGAUAUAUUUUGUUAAUUUAUUUAAUUUUUUUUUUUGAUUUGUUAACAUUCUGAGUCGUAGGAAAUGGUACUCUUGGCAGAGCAGCAUUUAAUUACAAGAAUUGCAUAAGUUUUUAAUCUUCAUCAAGUUAAAAAUGGACAAGCGAAUGUAUAGUGUACAGAUUGGAUUGGAGUCUAUGGAUUAGUCAUGUAUAUAGAGAAAGCAUGGUUGAAUGGUAAUGUAGACCACUUUGUAGCCAUUGGUCCUAAGUUCAAUCUCACCAUGUGGCACUUUGACCAUGUGUCUUCUGUCCUAGCCUUUCAACUUUAUGAGUGGAAUUUAAUUAGUUUCUGUCUGCCAAAUUUCACUCAUAAAACUGAAAGCUAUGGUAAAAGACACACAUACGUGUGUAUGUAUUUAUCUGUGUGUGUGUGUGUGUUUGUGUAUAUGUGCGCAUGUUUGUGUGUAUAUGUGCGCAUGUUUGUGUGUGUAUGUGUGCAUGUGUAUAUGCACGUGUGUAUAUAUGUGUACAUGUGUGUUUAUGUGUGCAUGUGUGUAUACAUGUGUGCAUGUGCGUUUAUUUAUGUGUGCGUGUAUGUGUGUGUAUAUGUAUGUGCGUGUGCAUGUAUGUUUGUAUAUAUUUGUGUGUGUGUGUGUAUAUGAGUGCAUGUAUUUAUAUGUGUGUGUAUAUAUAAUAUGCAUUUUUCUGGCUAUAAUAGUCUAGUACCUUUUAAUCUGAAAAAAUUACUAGAGAGUACUUGAAAUCCCCAUGGUUGGCAGUUUAGCUCACAGAUGGCAUUGUGUGUAUUUUGUGUUCACAUGCACUAUUUACACUGCACUUGUUAGUGGUGAUACCAAAAUUUUGAGAGCUCCUCUGCUUAUUUAGCUUAAUGUUAUCUUUAUUUUUGACUUGUGUAGUAAGAGAGCUGAUAGCAUCAUUGGCAAUGUCAAACAUAAACACCAAUCAAUAUCAAUAAAGUAAAACUAAUGAAAAUAAUGAACUGGGAUGUCUCAGUACAUAAGUUGUGUGAUAUCUAUGGUAGUUGGAUGAAGGAUUCAGUGCAAUCCACAGAUCUGGUUUUCCAGUUAUACAAAAUUUAAACUGAGCUGAAGAUAUAGUGCAAUGUGACACUCUAGAUGUGUUGCACUUUCUCCACUUACCAGCCUAUUUCUGUAUACUUGCAGAUUCUUGUGGUGGUCACAGUAGAUAUGAAACAGUGUGGACUCUGUUGGUAUUCAAACAAAUGCUGACAGCCGUAAUGUCGACAAAUAUCAUUCAUUGUAAUUUUUCUCAACCGCCAAGUGGAAUUGCUAUUACUUGGAACAACAUAGCAUUCAGAUUUUCUUACAAUUUACCUAGUUUUUGUUUAUAAUAAAAUAUGCUUUUGUUUUGAGUUUUUUCAUUAAAAAUUUAUAAUAAAUUGCAAACAUAAAUCUUUCAACAUUUUCUUUUUAAUUAACUUCUUUUAAUAAGUGGUAAAAAAAUUUUAAAAACAAUGCUAACAAAGCUUGAAUAAAUAACUAGCACACUGUUCUAGAUAAUACAGUCUGAUAGAAUUUUAAUUGGUGUAAGCUUACACAGUGGGUUUCUAAAGUGUCCAUAUGAUCAAUAAAUAUAUUUAUAGCAAAUAUACCUCAUAUAAUUACAAAUCUUGAAAACUGCACCAAACAACUAGCACUAAAAGCAAGAAUACUGUGUUAGUCAACCAAUUAAAUGAACAGAAUACUUAACCCUUUAGCACUUAAACCAGCCAUAUCUGACCCAAAUAUUCAAAUUGGCCAAAUCUGACCUCUCACAGCUAUUCUGCAUUGUCAUACUAAAAGAUAAACAAUCAAUCAGAAUUUCAAAGUUAAUAGAUAAUGCAUGAUUAAUUCAAAUGGACAUGAAUAAAUAAGCAUUACGUUUGACAGAAAUCUGAGUGCUAAGGAAUUAAUACUAAUGAAUUAUAGGUCUUGUGUUUAGAUUUCACAACAGAAAAUCAGUUUUGGCAUCAAAUUUUCUUCUAUAUGUCUCUACUGGUAAUCCAGUAACUGUACCAUUUGACUAUACUUAAUUCACAUCCAGAUGAAAAGUAAUUCUUAAUAUGCAUCAGAUCAUUUUAAGAGAGAUACCUCAUGUCUGUUCCUUGAUUAGCUGAUUUUAAUUGAAAUCAUACGAGUGAAUUCAGAAUCAGUUCUAGAGAUUUGAAAUGUCCCAUGAGUGCCAAUAACAGUUAAGGUCUUCAAAAAUCAACAUUUCUAAGCAAAUGAAUAGUAUGAUAUGUCAGUAAAUGAAUUAAUCAAAUCAUUUUUAACUUUCUCGGAUACGAUUAAUUUUAAAUCCAAAUACUGUUGGAUUACUUUUGCAGCCAUAUUUUCUGUUUUUAAAGUAGCAGACUAGUUUUGUAUUAUGUUUUUCCCACUCUCUACUGCAGAUUCAAAAUAUUUUGCAUUUGUAUUGAAUCUAAAAACUCCCAUUCUUUUAACUCAUCUAGAAAGCUCUCAUCUAAAUGAAGGCAUCACAUAUUUCCAAUGAAUGCAAUUUAGAAAUCUACAUCUGAAUGAGCCGAGAAGCUCUUUUACUUUUUCAGUCAAGUGAACAGUAUCAUAAAGAUAUUGCAAUCAUGAUUUAUUCAUUCUUACCAUUUUUGGCAUUCUACUGUGUUUUUACUCUGUUCAAACAAGAUUUCUGUAGGUAUUUGCAGAAUGUUGUCAAAUCAUAUAAAACUUUAUCAAGAACACUUAUUGCAAUUCUUUGCUAUGUCAGAAUCUUGAGAUUCAUUUGCUCUUCAUUGUAAUAUUAAUUCAUUGUAAUUUUUUCACUAGAGCAGCUACAGCAAGAAUUCCUUGAAAGCCUUCCUACUUCAUUUAGAGGUCUAAAUGAUAAUGUAUCACACUCUGCAGUGCUAGUUAAUUCUGCGAGUUUUCCUUUUACAAUUGAUGAUCUAUUAAGUAUUGUAUAUACUUUGGCAACACAUUCGUAGUAGUUUCUUCCUUGCAUCAUCCAACCCCAAGUUUUCACUGUGAAUAACAACACUGUUGUUAUGAUAGAUGAUUUCCUUUAUCAUUUUAGAACAGCUGUGAUCCCAUUAUUUUUUCCUUGCAUAAUUUGCACUCCAUCCGAUUUAAACAUCACCAUCCUUUGAAGCUCAAGAUUGCCGUGAAUGUAAAGAUUCUUUAUUGCUACCAUGAUGCUGACACUGUUAGCUUCAAAAUACCAGCAAAUGUAGUCAUAUGAAAAAUUUCAUUUUGCAAACAGCAUUUAACAUACAAUAAUAACAUUCUUUGGAUGGAGCUAUUAGUACUUUUGUCAACAAAAACUUGUAUGGAAAGCGGAUUUCUUCAACUCAUCUAUUUUCUAUCUUUGAAAAAUAACAUUGAUGCAUUUGACAGAUUCAAGAGCAUAUUCUUUGUCCUACCAACCUUCAGGAAUGUUUACAUAUUUGGCUAGUGUGAAUUAAUGUGUUGAAUAGAAUGUAUUGAAGUGUAAAUUUUAACUGGUGGAAUAACAUUAUCUACUAAAUCUUUAACCAUAUCAGCAGUAAACCUUUACCAGACAGGCCUCCUGGUUUCCUUUAAAUUUUUGCUUAUGGUGUUUCUUGUUAGCAUUCCCAAAAUAUUACCUUUCUUUAGGUUUCCUAAUUUAGUGAGGGUGUCCAAACAAAUGCAUUCUUAAGAUGUCAUUUUCAAAUCCAACUCCAAUUUUUCUGUAGUAAAUUUUCUUCAAAUUUUUGCUUUGGUGCAAAUGGUACAGAUAACAUCACCUGCAUCUUGGUUCAUGCAAACAUCUGCUAUUGUUACUUUCUGUUUUUAGUGCAAAGAUAGUAAUUUGUUUUCUACAAGAUGUGAAAGUCAUUUUUGCUUAUAAUUGGAGCAAGUUUUCUGUAUUUUUUUUUUAUUUUGAUGUUUCUUCAUAGUUUCUUUUGAUAUUGUGACAGCAUUUUUAUCUUUAUAGCCAUGCAUUAAAAAACAGAAAUCUGUCAAAAAUAUACUUGCACCAUUGUCUAUUGUUAUUUUGAUAGCUUCCCUAGAAAUAGCUAUUGAAUGAAGCUGCAAUGCAAGUGACAAUAUGAUUUGUGGGGAAUCCUGUUCUCAAUUUUGAGAAGUAACAGAAAUGUAUAUUGUGAGGAAGAAGAAGGAUCUAACAUUUUUGACACUUGUUCUUCUCUAGAGAGAAAGAUUACAUUAGUGAAUCAGUUAGGAUGCCAAAAUGUGGAAUUGAGAAAAUGAAGGAAAUGGGAAAGGUAUGUCAAAAGGUGGAUAUAGAAAGAGAAAGCAAUUGUUUUGGGUUAACCAAGUGUUUAUGGCAUAAAAUCCAGUAUUUGGAGUUAACAUGUUGGAAUUUCAAUCCAGUACAUGCUUUCUUUAUCAAGCAGCUGUGAGUUUCUAGCACUUGUUCCUCCCUGUAUGCUGUGUGUAUAAUGAACUUGUGGAUUCCUACAAGAAACAUACAAACUAUGCAAGUCUUGGGAAUAUUUUCAAAGUGCCCAGUCUUUGAAACUAGACUACUGUAUGUUUACAACUAACUUAAAUUAAAUUUACUCAGAACAACCAAUUCUCUGGAGGGUUGGUAUCAAGCUUUCAAGAGUUUUGAUAAUCCUCUCAACCGAGCCUUAAAAACAUUAAGAAAAUCCAGCUAGAGCAAACUAACACUGAAUUUUCAAAUAAAUAUCUCUUGGGGUUAAUGCAAUGUGAACAAGUAAAAAAUAUAUCAAUGUUAAUGAUUAUACUAAAAAGUUACUCUCAACCAACAGCAUAUUUUCCUAAAUGUCAUUGGCUCAGACUUUAUAGUUUAGUAAUUUUAAUUUUAAGACUAGUUGUUUUUGACAACUUUCAGCUUUUUAAUAUAUUAUUAAGUUUUGUAAAUAUUGUAUUAUUAAAUUAUUAAUUUUUUUUUUUAUUAAAUACAAAUUUCUGGCAACUUCCUUCCAUGUAAUAGUGGAAGAAAGUUGCCAAUUUCAGUUUUAAAAUAAAUUAUUUUUUUAAAAUUAGUUUUUCUUAAUAAAAUCUUGGUAUUUUGAAUAUCAACAAUUUGACUGGAGUUUUGUCUUGUGAGUAUUUUGAUUGUUGACAUUUUGGUAAGAGCACAACUGUUAAGUUCAUUUGCAUUGUUAGCAGUGUGCUUCCUAGCACUUUGUUCAAGGCUAUUGAAGCUAGAUUGAGUGGAAGAGAUAGAGAUUUGUUUGAAUGCUCUUUUGCACCUCUGUGUUUGGAAGUGAUUCACCUUGUAGUGGCAAUAACUUUGAAGGUUAAAGAUCGCUGUGGAAACAAACUGUGCCCUCUCACAUGUUCGAGUUGUCUUUCAUUUUUAGUAUUUUUGUCUCUUUGUGUAUGCAGUCCAUAUAUAAGCUGUGAUGAUGAGUAGUGUUCUGCUCAUGUACUUUGUAGUUUAUUGUACUUUAUUGUGAAAAGGCAUGACUGUGUCUUUAAGAAGCUUGUUUCCCAAUUAUGUGGUCUUGGGGUCAGUCCUACUGCUCAGUAUCUUGGGCAAGGGUCUUCUACUAUAGCUCCAUGUCGUCCAAAACCUUGUGAGUGGAUUUCAUAAGCAAAAACUGAAAGAAACCUGUCGUAUAUAUGUGUGUGUUCCCUUGUCUAGACAUCACCUGAUGGUUGUAAAUGAGCAUCAAGCAAGGUUGUUUGUUUCUAGUCUUCCAUGAAAAACAUGUCUAGCUUUGAGGGAAUAUUACUUUGAUUGGAAACAGGUGAAGGUUGAUAGCAAGAAGAGCACCAUGCUGUAGAAAAUCUCUCAACAAAUACUGUGAUCCAUGCAAGCAUAGAAAAAGGGAAUGUUAAAUGAUGAUUUAAUAAGAUGAUAGUGAUAAGGUUUGUAGGUUGGCAUAAUCUCUGAUGGAUCUAAUGUAGUGUUUAUACACCAGUUUUUUUUUUUUUCUGCUGGCAAAAUAUAGUUCCUGUGUUUGUUCUGAUUUUCUUUUCUUUACCAUAUCUAUGUUGUGAUGGUAUUGUAUGUAAUAUCGUGGAGGUGCAAUGGUCCAGUGGUUAGGGCAGCAGACUCACAGUCUUAGGAUUGCGGUUUCAAUUCCCAGACCGGGCGUUGUGAGUGUUUAAUUGAGCGAAAAUAUCUAAAGCUCCACGAGGCUCCGGCAGAGGAGUGGUGGGGAACCCUGCUGUACUCUUUCACCACAACUUUCUCUCACUCUUUCUUCCUGCUUCUGUUGUACCUGUAUUUCAAAGAGCCAGCCUUGUCACUCUGUGUCACGCUGAAUCUCCCCGAGAACUACAUUAAGGGUACAUGUGUCUGUGGAGUGCUCAGCCACUUGCACGUAAUUUCACGAGCAGGCUAUUCUGUUGAUUGGAUCAACUGGAACCCUCGUCGUCGUAACUGACGGAGUGUCACCAUGUAAUAUCUAACAUCUUUGUCUUUUGUGUGAGUUAUGUUUAUAUUAUUAAGGAUGACUGGAGCUCAUAGAAUCAAUUACCCAAUUUCCAUGACGUAUAAGUGACUGAGCUCACAAAUUUCUUUCUGAAAGGGAUGGUUAGUCUGUUGCAAGCUUAAUCAUUUAGAGUCAAGUGGACUGAAGCAUUGUGAAAUGAUGUGUUUUGCACAAGAACACUAUGAAAUUCCUGGUGCAGGAAUCAAAACCACUACCUUGCAAUCCUGAGUGCAACAUGCUAACCAUUAGGUUCACUGAAGGUGACAGAUAAACAGGAGAUUAUUUUACUUGGUGCUUUGUUGGGUUUUAGGGGGAAAAAAUGAUUUUGUUAGCUUCCAUAUUCUUGGAAAAUAUAGAACCAAAUGUAGAUUUUGGUAUGCAGUGAUUCUUUUCAGCUUCCGGUAUUUUAGGUGUAAAUUGUAAUUUUGUGUGGUUCUGAGAGUUUUACAUUUUUAGGUUUUCUUGUUACUUUUUUUGGUAUCUUAUGGAAGGACAAGAUAAAAAUCAUGAUCAAGAUGUAUAGGUGUUUAAUUAUUGCAUUGUAGUCUUGUCUUGUUUGUGUAGUUUUUGUUGGCUGAUUUUGGAGAAAUGUCAGCUAAGAGCUUUUGCUUGAUGUUGGAGUGUAUGUUAUUUCAGGUCAUUAUGAUAUGGCUGUUAUUGAUACUGCUGCUAAUUGCUCCAUAGUGUUCUACUGUUUGUUUCAUUGUUUAUGUUGGAUAUAAACAUUUACCAGUUUUCUCUUUUCUACAGUUUAUUUUUUUUUUAUUUCCUGUGUUGCUUGUCAUUGAGUUUUAUUUUUGGAUGUGUUUGGUUUAUUUUUUGGUGUCAGGUUUGAGGUUUGGUCAUUUCUGGAGUGUAAUUGUGUUCUUUUAUGUUGCCUUAUGAGAUUUUUUUUCGUAGUUGAAUUUAUAAUGUUUUUACUGAAAAUUUCUGCUGCAAUUUCCAUGUUGGUAAUUGUGAUGUUGAAUUCUUAAAAGAAAAAGAAAAAACCUGUUCUUGCUAAUGGUGAAACUUGUUUCAAUGGUUUAAAAAAAUUUUUUUUUAAAGAAGAGUGCUAAAGUGUUUUUACCUUUUGACAAGACUUAUUUUUCUCUCUGUCAGUUUGAGAAUUCCUGAAUCCAACCUAUAGGUUCACCCUGAAACUUUUUCUCUUCUCCCUUAGGGAUAGUUUAAUCAUUAUUGAUUUCUGUAUAGGUUCAGAACAAGUCUGAGAAAAUAUGCAAUCCAUUUGCUCACUUUUAUAUUUUUCCAGGUUGUUUAUGAAGAGUGUUAAUUGUAUUUGUCAUGAUAUGUAUAAUUGUUUGUGAGGAUAGUUUUAAGUAAUUAAUCAGAAGUAGUAUAUGGAUUAAUAAGUAACAAUAGUUCAUGUAAUAGGAAGGGUAUCCUGUUGCAAAAAACCAUACUGAAAAUAUCACACACUUACAACAAAGAUUGGCAUUUUUUUUCUCCGAUGUUGUAUGUAUGAAAUGAUGAAAGACUAUGACAAGUGGCGAGACUGUGCUGGAGUAAACCUGUCCAACCUACACAAAUAUAGAAAAACAAAUGUAAAUUGAUAAUAUUACAGAUCUAUGAUAAUGGUCCCUUAAAAAGAAUGAGGUGUUUCAUUAGAGAUCAGGUAAUUAAGUAAUUAAAAAAGAGCUCAAAAGUUAUUUCUGAGUACCAUUCCUAUGUUUUAAAUAAAACUUUUGAAGAAAUUUAUUGUUUAAAUAUUUUUUUGUUUAAAAGUAGGACGAAUGUAAAUAAAAAGAAUAUAAAUUAAAAGUUUUGUUACUUUCUGUUGUCAACUUCUGUGAAAUAAUUCAAGUUAUUUCUUCACUGUUUCAUCUCAUCUGCAUGGAAAUUUUCCAUAAACAACCAACAAAUCCAUCGAUAAUUUAUAUUUAUUUAGCAAUGGUUCAAAUAUUGUACAAAUUCCUAGAAUUAUUGCAAAACCAAUUCAUUUCCAUUGCUUGAAAUAACAGAACAAUUAUUUUCAGUUUUAUUUUCAUGAUUCACAAUAAAAAUCUAUCGCUAUUCUUUUGUAUUAACAUCUUUUAUCUUUUUUAAUCUAAAACUUGUGAUAAUAUACAUUUGUGAUAAUAUACAUGCAGUGAUGUGUUUGUUACAUUAUCUAAUGAACAGGCCAUUCAUUAAUUUUUCAAAUGAAAUAAAAUUACUUUGAUAAUUUCUUA
This is a messenger RNA of Octopus bimaculoides (California two-spot octopus), 12371 nucleotides long. RefSeq lists its product as uncharacterized. Gene Ontology annotation, biological process: protein linear polyubiquitination. Gene Ontology annotation, molecular function: K48-linked polyubiquitin modification-dependent protein binding; zinc ion binding; ubiquitin protein ligase activity. The record is from RefSeq and is a predicted model, not a curated record. Lineage: Eukaryota; Metazoa; Mollusca; Cephalopoda; Octopoda; Octopodidae. Gene Ontology annotation, cellular component: LUBAC complex.